Molecule: messenger RNA, 2406 nt
Organism: Pocillopora damicornis (cauliflower coral)
Lineage: Eukaryota; Metazoa; Cnidaria; Anthozoa; Scleractinia; Pocilloporidae
Biological process (GO): receptor-mediated endocytosis
Cellular component (GO): signaling receptor complex; apical plasma membrane; plasma membrane
Molecular function (GO): hormone binding; protein binding; calcium ion binding
Source: RefSeq, a predicted model, not a curated record
CCCGCGCAAUUGAUGCGCGUGAGCAUGUCUUGAUCAUCAAAACAUUGAGAUCGCGCCCAUUCAUUCAUUAGUACACCGGCGUUCAUCUCAGUCCAGCGUGGCUGGAGUCUCUUUUAGUCAAAAGUUACCAAAGUUCGAAGCUAUUUUCUAUUGUCUAGUGAAACGAACAUUUACGAAGAAGUUUAAAACGCUUUGAAGUCGUUGUCGUAAGGAUGAGUGUGCAGACCGAAGUUGUCUAUGUGGCAUACUGUUUAGUUUAUAUCUUCACUACAGUUCACCCUGGGAUAUCUAGUCCCACUAGCUCAACCCGAUAUCAAUGCGGAUCAGAACAGUUUACCUGUACAAAUGAAAAAUGCGUUCCUGCGCACUGGCGAUGUGACAGAGAUAAUGAUUGUGGGGACCAUUCAGAUGAGGAUGGUUGUCCUCCCCAAACAUGCCAAGCAAAUGAAUUCCGCUGCAACAAUGGACGAUGCAUCCCACAAUCGUGGUAUUGUGAUCAAGCAGAUGACUGUAAAGAUAAUUCUGAUGAGUUAAAUUGUGCACAAAAUGUAAGCUGUAGUGGCCAAGAUUUCAAAUGCAAUAAUGGUAUAUGCAUAAGAAGCAGCUGGAAGUGCGAUAGACAUGAUGACUGUGGUGAUAAUUCUGAUGAGGAGGCAUGUGAUGGCUCAGGACGGGCACAAGGAAGUUGUGCAAGUGGUGCAUUUUCAUGCAGCAACGGCCAAUGUUUGCCUUGGUCAUAUGUUUGUGAUGGUGAUGAUGAUUGUGGCGAUGGCUCUGAUGAAGAACCUCACCACUGUGAUGCUAAAACCUGCAGUGCAAACCAGUUUACUUGUCAAAAUCAGCAAUGUAUUCCCCUACGUUGGAAAUGUGAUGGUGAUUCUGAUUGUAGUGAUGCCUCAGAUGAAAAUGGAUGUCGCAGGGAACCAGUUUGUUCACAAAACAGGUUUCGCUGCAGUGAUGGAACCUGCAUCCGUGGUCACUGGAAAUGUGAUGGCGAAAAUGAUUGUCAUGAUGGAUCAGAUGAGAUUGGAUGUUCUUCUUCUGUUAACUGUACUGGUGAUCAGUUUUUGUGCAAUGAUGGAAGUAAAUGCAUUCCAAAUACUAAAAAGUGUGAUGGAGUAUUGAACUGUGAGGAUGGGUCAGAUGAAAGUACUAGUUUCUGUGCGGUUAACUGUACUGCUGAUCAAUUCAAGUGUGGAAGCACAUCAAAGUGUGUUGAAAAAUCCAAAGUCUGUGAUCGAAAUAGUGAUUGUCCUGAUGGGGAGGAUGAGCAGCAAAACUGCGAUAUCAAUGAGUGUAUGGAUCACAAUGGCCACUGUCAACAAAUAUGUAAUGAUCUGAGGAUUGGCUUUGAAUGCUCCUGUCAUUCAGGCUAUGUACUUGCUGAAAACAAGAAAAAUUGUGAUGAUAUUGAUGAAUGUAAAGUAUACGGAAUGUGUAGUCAAGAUUGUCAAAACACCAAGGGAAGCUACAAGUGUGUAUGUAAACCAGGUUAUCAAUUGGAGCCCGACAAGAAAACGUGUAAAGCAAAAGAUAAUACACCAUACCUGCUCUAUUCCACACAAUUUGGUAUUCACAAGAUGGCUCUGGAUAGGACCUCCAAUGCAUUCAGUAUAGUUGUGAAAAAUCAGAAAGGCAUUGUUGCUAUUGACUAUGACUACUAUGACAACUAUGUGUACUGGACAGAUGUCAGAGAUGAGAGGAUUUGUCGUGCUCAAAUUCCUACCCAUGGAGGAGAUGCAGCUGAUUGUGAGGUUUUGAUACAAAACAGUACUAACACUCCAGAUGGAAUUGCUAUUGACUGGGUUGGCAAAAAAAUGUACUGGACAGAUGGGCAUUUCAACAGAAUUGAGGUGGCAGAACUUGAUGGUUCUCACAGACUGACACUUUUUGACUCUGAACUAGAUGAGCCAAGAGCCAUUGUUGCGGACCCUCUCUUAGGAUAUCUAUACUGGACUGACUGGGGACACAACCCAAAGAUUGAAAAGGCAGCUAUGGAUGGAGACCCAAAUACAAGACAAGUCAUUGUCUCUGAAGGGUUAGCUUGGCCAAAUGGACUUGCAAUUGAUUACCCCCUAAAAAGAAUCUACUGGGCUGAUGCAAGACUGAAGAAGAUAGAAUCUAGUAGGUAUGAUGGCUCCGACCGUCGUCUCAUUGCCAGCAUUGUGCCGCAUCAUCCAUUUGGGCUGGGUGUGUUUGAGAACCAGUUGUACUAUACAGAUUGGUACAAGAAUGGCAAGGGAAUUAAAAAGCUAAACAAAUUCAGUGGGUCUGAUCAAAAGAUCAAGGAUACGCUGUGGUCUCAUAUGGAUAUCAAAGUGUUUCAUCCUCUCCGUCAGCCUAAUGCUACUAAUCCCUGUGAGGUUGAUAAUGGAGGAUGCAGUCACCUCUGCCUGUUGGCAGCUG